GCGUCAGUCAGGCGCUCGCGCUGUAUAAAUAGAGAAAUGGGGAAAGUUUUGCAAGCAGCGAUUCUGUGAAGGAAAACGUGCUGAAUUUUUUAAAACUGUCUCCUUUAAACUCUUUCUCCAGCAGCAUGGACAGCAUCCGGACAGCGGUGUAUCUCGGCGUGUGUGUGUUAUUGCUCAGCACUGUGUGUCAGGCUCACACUUCUCUGGACAACCGACUGGCCGUGUCCGAGGAGCAGCUGGUCACCAGAGACAUGGUUGAAGCACUGGAAAGCCUUCUGGAAGGAGAUGGAGACAAUCAGAAAGCAAUGGAUAAAAGAGCCAGCAUCAUUCCAAGAUGCGAUGUAGGAGAGCGGUGUGCCAUGAAGCACGGACCACGCAUCGGCCGUCUGUGUGACUGUAUGAGAGGGAGUGCGUGCAACACCUUCUUCCUGCGCUGCUACUGACCAAGCUUGCAGAACUACUUUCCAUCAGGCAUAGUGUGGCUAGCUCUGAUAGGAUCUUACGUUGCUGAUGUCUUAAAACUGUUGUCUGGUUCGUAAACCUCUCAUGUAUGUUUGAUAAAGACACAUGUAUGUUUACAUUUAUUUAUUUUUCUUUGAUAAAAUAUCUUUAAGACUCA
Molecule: messenger RNA, 619 nt
Organism: Ictalurus furcatus (blue catfish)
Lineage: Eukaryota; Metazoa; Chordata; Actinopteri; Siluriformes; Ictaluridae
Gene: cart4
Product: cocaine- and amphetamine-regulated transcript 4
Exons: 3
Coding region: 126-443 (105 amino acids)
Biological process (GO): adult feeding behavior; cellular response to starvation; G protein-coupled receptor signaling pathway
Molecular function (GO): neuropeptide hormone activity
Source: RefSeq, a predicted model, not a curated record